This is a messenger RNA of Pelobates fuscus (common spadefoot toad), 2702 nucleotides long. Its product is annotated as mucin-5AC-like. The transcript has 4 exons. The coding region runs from base 338 to 1372 and encodes 344 amino acids. Lineage: Eukaryota; Metazoa; Chordata; Amphibia; Anura; Pelobatidae. The record is from RefSeq and is a predicted model, not a curated record.
AUUUAAAGCUGGGUCACUUGAAACUUUUUUUGAGGAUACAUUCUGAAUGUUUAUUCGUUGAGAAAGUGACUGUCACUGUAGCUCUUUAGACAAAGGAGAUAUUAAGUGUCACAGGGCUUUAGAAGUCGUUCACACCCGGAAGUGCAGUGAAAGGUAAUUUAGCUGUGUUCUAGAGCAAUAAACCUUCUUCUUCAUUCCAAGAAAGUCAGUUUGAGAUACAGAAAAAGCGAUUAAAAGCUUAAAGGGGAUUGUUUUGUUUAAUCUCCUCUAAAUCACAGGAGAUUUAGCUUAACAAAAAUAGCUGAACAUAACUAACCACCAAGUAAAGAACUCUACAAUGACUUCGAAACUGUCAAGACUUUGCUACAUAUCAUUUUUUGCCAUUGCCACAUUAUGGUCAUUCAUUGCUGCAUUUGACAUUACAUCAACAACAUUUACAGUGUCAUCAACAGCACCAUCAACUGCGCCCUUGACAGCGCGAGCAACUGUGCCAUCAACAGCACCAUCAACAGCGCCAUCCACAGCACUAUCAACCUCUCCAUCACCAGCUCGAUCAACUGUAUCAUCAACUUUAACUAACAAAACAGCAUUUACUCAGUCUGUGAGUCUAAAGAGCACAGAAUAUACCUCUACAAGCACCAAUGCUACCAAACUAGAAAUUACCACUGUUGCCCCUCUUCAAGACUCAAUAACCACAACUAACACAAGUGCCAGUCAUCAAAACACCACAACACUUAACACUCCCGUGAUGUCACUUGCUACUACAAGCUUGCCCAAAACAGAAGUUCAAACAUCUGUAAAUGAAUCUUUGGGCACCACAAAUUUUAAGACAAAAGAACCAAUAACUUCAGUCACAACACAAUCUUCAGUCACAACAUCAGUCGCUGGUUACACCUCAACUGCUGGUAAAGAAAAGGGAACCGCGAUGUCAACCAUAACCCAAGAAUUUUCUACUCUCAAAAAUGUUACAGUACUUACAUCCCCCAAUGGACCAUCUGCAACCAACUUAUCAGUAGGUCCUGAACUCUCCAGUCUAAAGCAUUCUGAGGCCAUUUUGACAUCAGUCUUCAGUACAAUGCUAGUUAUUGUUAUCUUGACAAUACUUAUCUUAGCCAUUAAAAAAUACAGGAGAAGGAGAUUACAGUACUCUCAUCACCCCCUACGUGAACAGAUAUAUGAAUCAGUUGACAGCUAUUCUACCCCUGAUGAUACACUUGUGAUUUCUGGAGGACUAUAUGAGGCACCCCGAAUUUACAAUCCCAACAUGACAGUUUUAGAAGAAGAAGAAGAAAGUCAACAUGAAUAUGUGUCAUUUAGUUCAAGACCUGGACAGUUUAGACUCGAGUUCUUGCCAACAGGAAAUGCAUCAUAAAAGCUAUUAAAUAUGAAGUUUUGCUAUCAAGAGAUUCACCAGUAAUCAAAGCCAAAACUUUCAAUAUUUAAUUAUUCACUAAACCACGAAUUGCUGGGAACUGAUCAGGGGAUUCAUAACUUCAUACUAAAAACAUAAAUUCUUGCUUGGCAAUUUUUGGAUAAUGUAUUCAUUUUCCUCACUGAAAAAAAUACAUAUUUUACAGUUUAGUGAAAAACACAUUUUACUGAAUAAUGCCUAAUGCCAACCUCAUGCUUACAUCUUAUAUAUAGAUAGUUUAAGUAAAAAAAAUUGGAUAGAAGGCACAUAUCAGCUCAAAGGUCGUGUUUUCACUCAACAUCCUUUAAACUUUUAAUAGAUCUAUCACCUUCAUAUAUUCAAAUGAAUUAAUUCAAUUAUCUUCUAAGGUAUAGGUUUUUUGCACAUUGGUUCAAUUCUGGUGGACUGACAGACAACCAUUUUUUAGAGUGCCUUGUUGAUCUAGAAAAUAUGUUAAAAUAUGCAUUUAAAAUAAAAAAUAAAAUAACUUUUACUAAAUAGCUCUUCCUCCACCUCUAGGAUACAUAACAAGUCACAAGUUCCCCAAGUCACAUUUAUCAUCCCGACUUCUAAUUCUUGGUUUAGAGGCAAAAGAGACCUUAAAGAAAUAAUCUGUUUUUUUAAAUAAACCGUUAGUUUUAAGAUGGAGUUAGAUUGAGUACGUAUUUAUUACAAUGGGUAUUAGACUCGGGAGCUCAGUGUAGUGUUUCCCCCAGAGGUGGCAAAUAACAUCCCCAGACAUGACUUCAAUUUACGGAUAAAGAAUGCUAAAAUGAAUGUAUUAAUUUUUACCAGUGACUGCAGUUUUAGUUAUUUUUCGGUGAUGCACUAAUUUUCUAAAUUUGGAUCAUAUUUGUGCCUUACAGCCAUUUCAAGAGUUUGUUAACUAAUAGUAAUUUAAAUCUGAAAGUGCCUAAAAUAUUAUACUUAAAGGAAAACUCCAAGGACCACAAGCACUACAGCGCACUGUAUUGGUUAUAAUGCCAGCAGUUCCCUGGUGUCAAACCAUUUUAAAUUGUAGUCAAACCAUUUGGAUUGGUUUGACUUCUUACUGUGGUUCCAAGGCCUGCUCCACUUCUCCUUGCAGGUUGAAGUGAGAGCAGAACUUUUUUUAAGAGCUUUUUUAGCUCUCGUGAGCUAAGCUCUGCAGUGCAGGGCUGGGUCAUUGGCUGCGAGAUUCAGCUGUAGCUGUAGUUGAGGUGCUUGAAUUAUGUAUUUUUUUUUUUUUAAACAAUGUAACGGGAUCUACUCAUUCCCAGUAGUACUACUGCCUCUAAUACUUUCACUGUGA